AUACAUGAACCGGCGGCCGCCACCGCCGGACUCGCCGCCGCCGCUCACGCCCGCCGCACUGGAUUUACCGCCCGCCGCGGCCUCGCGCCCCGGCCCCAUGCGGGGCAUCGGCACCAGCGGCUAGAAGGGGACCUGGAUGGCCGUGGCUGAAGGCGGCUGGUGCGCGGUGAAGCGGUGCGCUGCGGACGCCGGUGUUCCCUCCUGCCCCUUCGCCACCAGGGAGCCGCGCCCGUCUCCUCCUUCGCCCCCCUCCUCCUCGUCCUCCUCCGGCUCCCAGGGUGAACGCGGCUCCUCCAAGACUCCUCGGCCGGAGACCGACGACAGUCACCGGCCGGCCCCGCCGCCACCCCCCGCCGCCGAAGGCAGGUCUCUGCUCGCCCCCUACGUGCACUUCGGGGCCCCCCACCCCUCCGGCCGGCUCAGCUGGGAGGACAUUCUGCUCUUCGCGGACUUAGACCAAACCAACAAGCUGAUCUGGUCCAGCCGCGGCCCCAAGCUGAGCGCCCUCGGCGCCGAGCAACCCGAGGAGAUGUACCAGACCCUCGCCAUCUCGGCCGCCCAGGGCCCCACGCCUUACGACGGAUCUCCGGGAGGCUUCAUGCACUCCACACCCAGCUCACCCGUGUACGUGCCCACGACCCGCGUGGGCUCCAUGCUGCCCACGCUGCCGUACCUACAAGGCAGCGGGGCGGCUCAGCCCAGCCACCCCGGCGGCGGCCACGCAGUCUGGUCCCAACCAGCCGCGGAAAGCCCCUCGUACAGCACCGGCGGCGGCUCCCACCCCUCGGGCCGCUUCCCCUAUUCGCCCAGCCCGCCGGUGGCCAACGGGGCCUCCCGGGAGCCCGGUGCCUACAGCAACAGCCUGGGCGCCAGGGACCAGUACAGCCCCCUGGCCCGGCCGCUCAAUGGCUCCUACCCGGGGCCCUACACGUCCUACGUGGGGCCGCAGCUCACCCCCGCCUGGCCCACGGCGCCCUUCGAGAACUCCAUGCUGCACUGCCUCCAGGGCCGGGCCGCCCCCAUCCCCGUCCGGGCACCCAGCGCAGAGCUGCUGGAGGACCUGUCCGAGAGCCGGGAGUGCGUCAACUGCGGAUCCAUCCAGACCCCGCUGUGGAGGAGAGAUGGCACCGGCAACUACCUGUGCAACGCCUGCGGGCUCUACACCAAAAUGAACGGCCUCAGCCGACCCCUCAUCAAGCCUCAAAAGAGAGUGCCUUCGUCGCGGCGGCUGGGCUUGUCCUGUGCCAACUGCCACACCACGACCACCACCCUGUGGCGCAGGAAUGCGGAGGGUGAGCCCGUCUGCAACGCCUGCGGCCUCUACAUGAAGCUCCAUGGGGUUCCUCGACCUCUUGCUAUGAAAAAAGAAGGAAUUCAGACGAGGAAGCGAAAACCUAAGAACAUAAAUAAAUCAAAGGCAUGCUCUGGUAACAGUACUACUGCAGUUCCUAUGACUCCAACAUCCACAUCUUCUACUAACUCAGAUGACUGUAGCAAAACUGCUUCUCCCAGCGCACAGACUGCAGCCUCCGGGGCGAGCUCAUCAGUGAUGUCUGGCCCAGGAGAGAGCACCAGUCCUGAAAGCAGCAACCUUAAGUAUUCAGGUCAAGAUGGGCUAUACACAGGAGUCAGCCUGACCUCCACGGCUGAAGUGACAGCAUCUGUGAGACAGGAUCCCUGGUGUGCCCUGGCUCUGGCAUGACCUGAUGUGAGUGAAGCUGGAUCCUGGUGCUGCAUGGCAGUCCCCAGACGUCCACACACAGUUUCUCCUGUGGAGCGGUUGCAGCAGAAGCAAGAGUGCUGGCAAAGACCAUUCCUCUGAAAUAGUUUUUGAGCCUUGGUGGCAGAGGUGUUUUUCAACCUCUGAAAGAGGCUCUGCCAAAGCAUCCAGUUCCUCAUCUAUGCAAGAAAAAUAUAGGGAAAGCAAAUGACCACCGGAGGAUAGCUAAUGCAGCCUUACAAUCUCAAAAAAACCCUCAAAAGCCCCAAAACAAAUUAAAAAAAAAAAAAGAAAAAAAAAAGAAAAAGAAAAAAAAAAAGAACAUAUAGACCUAGACCUAUUGACGGAUUCCAGAAAUACAUCUUCAACUUACCCAGCAGCGCUGCCUUUCUGAUUGCAUAGUUGUUUUCACUCUCUCAUCGCCUUUUCCCCUAAGAAUUUGGUGGAAGCCAUCAUUGUCGGGGAGGAAGUAGCAAAGACUUUAAUUACCAGAGAUAGUGAGAUACUUUUUAAUGAGUGACAGAAGUGCGUGUGGCUUGAGUUGGCACAGACUUCUUGCACUGAACAUUUGAUAUCUUCGCCCUGUCAGACCUCUUCCCUCCUUUGCCCUCCGUCUUCAGUGUGCCUUGCUCUGCUCCUCAGAGCCCAGCUAUGCCCCUGGAAGAAAUCACAAUGUUUGGUACAAGUCCCACAAGGUCCAGCUGGUUAAGGAGAUUUUGGGGUUGGUUUUUUCCUGGUUUAAGAUAUUUACUCACUUUGCAAGACUACGAUAUAACUUUUAAAGUACACUGUGACUGAGAUUUAUGAAAGUUCAUAUUUUCUGGCUGAACUGUAUAGAGUCAGUCAAAAUUUGUAAACAGGGUAGCAAUCAGAUAUUUUUCUUCCAUAUAUACAAUAAUUUUUUUAAAGAAGUGCAAUUUGCGUUGCAGCAAUCAGUGUUAAAUCAUUUGCAUAAGAUUUAACAACGGUUUUUAUACGAAUGAAUGUAAACAUUUUAACUUAAUGGUACGUAAGUAAUUUAAAAGAAAAACUUAACUAGGCAUCCUUAGGCUUUUUAGCUCAACAAAAAUGCAUCCACUUUCUGUAUUUCCAGUUGUUAAAGCAAGAGUUUCAAAGAACAAGCCUUCUCUCAGGAAAAUUGCCCUAGCCAUUUGCUCAAAAGUGUUGUACAAAAAUGCAAAUGCAUCCCCAAGGCUUUUUUUGCCAUUGAGUAACUGUGUGCUGGAAAGAAACAAAUUGCAAUGAACCUUUACUACCUAACUGAUAUAUUUGUAAAUACUACAGAAGAUAUCUUGAAGGCAUCUUGAAAAUGUAGGAUGCAAUCUGUAUAGUGUGACUGACAUAUAGUUAGGUUGGUUUCCAUUGGUUUUUAAGUGGGAUGUCAUUUGGAAAGUUGUUUCAUCAGAGCUUUAAAAAUAAAAGGGUAUCAUUUUGGGAUUUUUUUUUUCUGUGCAGUGUGCCUUCUCCUUUUUCUCAGACACAAUUGUUAUGCUACAUUAAAAGCUAUGGAAAUGUACCUGAUACAGGCGGCAUGUCUGAUGGCUGCCCAAAGGUCUCCAGCUGAAGUGCCUGCUCUGCCUAUCUAAGUCUGCAUUGUGUGUGGCUUUUCUGCAGCUUCCCUCAAUAUACCCUCUGAUGAUAUGUAAAACUAGGGCCUUCACCUAUGAAUAUAGGCUUGACAUAGGCACACGUGAGAUUUUUCUGACGUCUGGGGAACUGGGCCCAUGCCCUGUGAGGACUAUCAUGGUUUUUCUUGGCCUUCACACCAUAGCUAAAGGGUCUACCCAGUGGUGAGCGGACAAAUACCAGAAUGUCACCCACUGCAGACACAACUGCUGAGUGGCAGAGCCUUUGCCUGCCUGCUGGCAUCCUCUGGUGACCAAAGGGGAAGGGCACCAAAAACUGAUGGCACUGCUGCUGAAAAGAGAAGACAGUGAAUUUUAGAUACUGAGGGAAGUGGAAAACCUUUUGCUGGCUCUGAGAACUGGUCCUCUUUCUUCAUUGCUCAGCUGACUGGAGCAAGACUUACUGCCAUGUAUGACAUUUCCAGCUAUGUCACCAGUACUGUUGGACUGGGAAGCCAGGAUGCCCAACCUCCAUACCCAGUGACCUGCAGAGUGGCUGCAAUGCAUCUUUUUGCCUCUCUGUGCCAGAUCUUUUUUUAGGUGAAUUUUGGUAGCUCCUUGGCCUGCAGUGAAGCUGUGCUGACUUGCAGCAGCCAAGAAUCUGCCCCUUGGUUUUCAAACCUCGCCAUUGAGGCUACCUCCUUACCCCAGGGGUAUUGUGAGGACCAUGGAAUGAAUGAUGCUGUACAGCCGCAGCAGGAAAACAGCAAAAAGGAGUCAGGCCAAGCCUUACCUAGGGUUUAAGUUGCUGUGGCCAGCCAGGAGUGGGGAUCACUCACCCUUCCUGGUGUGACCCUCGUGCCACACUUGGUACUGGGCUACCUCACAUCCUUGCUGCGUGUGGGUUGAUGUGGCCAGGUACCCCAGCCCUGCUAGCCCUGGGGCCUUGGAUCUUGUGAUUUACAAAAAUAAAUACCUAUCUAAGUGCAAGGUGAACCAUGUGGAGAAACACUGUGUUUAGAAAGCAACAGAUGUGGAGAAGAGGGUGAAUAUCCUUUGUUUUGAAGCGUUUAUUGACUAAAAUGCCCUUACUUGUGAUUUUCCAGUAAGCUGUUGCUAAGUGGUGUUGCAGAGUGUUCAGCCUUAGCUAGGGUCGGCAUCCUUUUUUAUUUCCCUUUUUCUUGCUGGGGUGAAAUUUGGUGUGCCAAUCCUGAAGAGCCUAGCACAUAACUCAUACUUGCUGGGUAUGUAAGAGCUGCAUUUCUGGGAGUUAUCAUAAAACAGGAGGUUUAGAGCAGCGUAUUCCAGUUUUGUGCUGCUGGUUGCUGAUGCUCUUGCUGGCAGCCUGUGGAAGGCCACAUUGCUUUGAAACCCUGUGGCACAAUUUAAGAGCACUCCUAAGAGGCCCUGCUCCCUUCUCAGCACCACCUUGACGCAGGGUCUAUCUUAGGGUGGUUCCUACAGGUAGUAAGUCUUGCAGGGGACAUAUGAGCCUUCCUCUUGGAUCUGACAAUGAAAAUGCUCUUUUAGGGGGAAAGAAACCAUAGAACCCCCCCCAUAUUUCCAAUUUUUUUUCCAUCAACAAAUCAAGAAUGGAAUACUUUGCCUCCUUGGACCAGAAGUAGUGCUAUCAGGUUUUCAACCCUUUGUAAGAGUAAAGGGGGAUGCAGUACCAUGUUGCCUUACUGUAUAGGUGCUGAGGAGCUCAAAGCCAGGUGCCUUGUUAUGAUUUUACAUAGAAAAAGAUUGUAAGAAGAGUACAUCCCUACUUACCAAAACUCCUCUCCAAGUGUACUGAUUGCUGGAGCUGCUACUCCUAGAUGAAAUAAAAGUUUCUUUUUUUCUUUUUUUUCUUUUUUUUUUUUUCAUUUUAGUCUUGCUGAGCUGGCAUAGCUCUCUGAGUGUGUGAGCUGGACUUUGCUGUGGCUCAUACAUCAUCAGUAUCACUGCUUUCCUCUCUUAUCCCCAUUUCUCUUCAGUGACAGCCCUGGGGUGGGCUGAGGAAGAACAAAGAAAGAGUUUGACCAUGAGUUUUGGGUACUAGUGAGGCUGAACAAGCCAGAUUGACCCCAGAGCAUCUCUUUAGUACUGUCAUGAAGCUUCAGAAUUGACAUUUGUGGGGAAAAAGAAGGCAUAUGGCUACUUGUCACUUUAGCACCUUUUCUCUGAAAACAGUAAAAAUUAAAUAGCCAGUGUCCCAAAGCAUCUGCUUUAGGGUCCCCCACCAAACAGUACUCAAAGGCUCAAAUUUGCUUGGGUGGCCCUCCAAAAUAAGACUGCUCCUGGCCACGUGUGUUACUCUGGCAUCCAAUAUUCCCUAGGUUCUAGAUUCUGUUUUAGUAGUCUUCCUGACACCCUCAAGCGUAGUUUUUUUUUUCCUGUUCAAAUUGCUUGAAAUAAGUUGAAAUCCCUACUGUUCAGAGUGGUAUUUUUCAGCAUGGCAUUGAGGGUGUAUACUGCUGUGGUUCGAGUGCUGUAGAGGUACUUGAGGGUGCAACAGCUGCUGGGUUUGGGUUGGUAAAGCAAAGAGAAGCAGCCUUGGAUGCUGCCCAAAGGGAGUAAUAGGUACCUGUCUGUUUCUAGAACUGCAAGUGGACUUUGUUUCAUGUGAAUGAUCAGCGGGCAAGGACCUGUGUGUGAAGUAAGGAACCAAAGUAGCUGAUUUCCUGUAUAGAACUUGAGUAAUAUAGUAUCUGUUCCUGCACAAAAAUAAUGUAACUUCUGCUUCUAUCUAAGAGAAGAAGGGAUUUAGGAGUAACACCCUGCCCUUGCUAUUGUGAGCCUUAGUUGAGCAUAGGCUGCAGAAACCCGAAAUGGAUUUCAACUCUUCUGUGUGCUCACAGCUCCAGAUCUUCCUUUAUCCAGCUGUCAUGAACUUCAUUCCUCACAGAUCCUCCAGUUCCUAAAUCUGUAUACACUGGACAUUCCAGGGUUGUGUCAAACACACUGAAUUCAGUAUUAAAAUAUAGGGCAAGGGUUAUUGCAGUGGGCCAGCGAGAAGGAAACUGAGGGCUUGAGGAGCAGUUUCAUGUGCCUUCUGCUCCACAUGUUGCAAAAGGCUUGAGGUCUUCACUGUGUAUUUGUAAUGUGUUUUGGAAACACUUCUUAAUCUUUCCUUAAAGAGAUCUGAUGGAAGUUGGUAUCAUAUGUAGGAGAGGGGAGUAGAAUUUCACAGAAUCACAGAAUCAUUUAGAUUGGCAAAGACUUUCAAGAUCAUCAAGUCCAACCUUUGACCUAUAAAUUUAGGUGUCUGGGUUGAUACGCAGUCAAACAAGAGUUGUCAAAGCAAUGUUGUAACCAAAAGCGCUAAUCUACCCCUUGAACAAAGAAUCAAGAAAACAGUGAGUUGGAGUAAGGAGGUAAUUUUACUUUGGAAUGCUGCAUCCAGACCUGGCAUCAACAUUUGAAAAGAGUGUUUAAAAAUUGGCAAAGGUAGGGAAAAGAACCACUGAAAUAAUUGAUGAACUGGGGGAAAUAUCUAGUCUUGAUAAAUUUAAAGACCACAGUCUGCUUAGAAUACCUAAAGGAAGACUAAAAUGUGACUGAUAUAGUAAGUCCCUUCAUGGAGAGAAAAUGAUAGGUGCUAGGAGGCCUUUGACCUCGUAGAGAAAGACGUGACAAGAUCCAGUGGCCAGAAGGUGAAGCUGGAUUAAUUAAAACGAUCGUUUAGCUUCAGCUGAAACAGCGAACAUAAUUAGUGAUGGGAGCAAUAGCAAGGGAGGAAGACAAGUGCUCAAUCUCUUGUUGUCAUUGCAACAAAGCUGGCUGGAAGACCAGCUUUAGCUGACCAAAAGUGACUGGGUUCAGGACUGAGCGGGUUACAUCUGCUGCAUCAUGAUUUAUAGGCUGUAUUAGUUUCCAUUUUGUCUGAAACCGUAUUACUUUUUGGGAUGAGACCCAAUGCUGAGAUCUUGAAUUUUUGUUGUUAUUAAAAAAACUAUGGCACUCUUCCUGAGAGCCGUGGUAAACACUGUGGUGUUUUGACCCAGUUUCAGCAUAAGUAAUUAUUUUUUUGCUUACCUAAAACGUCCUACUUCCUCUCUAAAACUGUCCCACAUCUUUAUUGUUUCCUGUUAAAUACAACCUGAGUUCUGUAGAAGAAAAGGCCAUGUUUCAAAGUUGAACAAACGAGACAUGAAAUUCUGUCCCCUCUUAUGGCAUAGCAGACAGGGGCUGCUAAACAGCCCCUGCUCUUGGAGAAGCAGGAAGGAAACCUCUGAAGACUGCGGUCUGCAGGUCUUCAGUCUGUGACCUUUUGAUGCUGUGAAGACCACAGCCUGAAGAAGGAACAGAGGCAUGUGGGUCGUCUUACGAAUGUAGCAAUUUAAAAA
Molecule: messenger RNA, 7616 nt
Organism: Chiroxiphia lanceolata (lance-tailed manakin)
Lineage: Eukaryota; Metazoa; Chordata; Aves; Passeriformes; Pipridae
Gene: GATA6
Product: GATA binding protein 6
Exons: 7
Coding region: 137-1702 (521 amino acids)
Biological process (GO): epithelial cell differentiation; cell fate commitment; negative regulation of transcription by RNA polymerase II
Cellular component (GO): nucleus
Molecular function (GO): DNA-binding transcription factor activity, RNA polymerase II-specific; zinc ion binding; RNA polymerase II cis-regulatory region sequence-specific DNA binding
Source: RefSeq, a predicted model, not a curated record